Messenger RNA from Cyprinus carpio (common carp), 1737 nucleotides. RefSeq names its product coagulation factor II (thrombin) receptor (gene f2r). Gene Ontology annotation, molecular function: thrombin-activated receptor activity. Lineage: Eukaryota; Metazoa; Chordata; Actinopteri; Cypriniformes; Cyprinidae. The record is from RefSeq and is a predicted model, not a curated record. Gene Ontology annotation, biological process: positive regulation of Rho protein signal transduction; phospholipase C-activating G protein-coupled receptor signaling pathway; positive regulation of blood coagulation. Gene Ontology annotation, cellular component: membrane.
CCUUGUGUUUAGUAGGCGUUGACAUGCACGCGACAGACAGCGGAGUGAAUUUAUCGCCUUCCAGUCUCUCCUGAUGUCUGAGGACUGCAUUCACUGAAAAAGCCUUUGCCUGUUUUAUUUAGUAUUUGCGCUUUUCAUCAUUUUUGAGCCGCACCGUUUGAUUCAUUUGUGAUGUUGCGGAUUGUGGUGUUUAUGGGGCUGUUGGCUGUGGGGGGCUCUGCGGCUGCUCUGUCCAAGAACGAAACGUUUAUUCGGACAUUUUCUGGUUUCUUCCUCACCGUCACCGAUGAGCCAAUUGAUUACCUGGACGUGCAAGAGGAAGGCAGCGGCUCCAGCUCGGAUCAAGUAUCCAAACCCAAGAAAGACCACCACCACCACGUGGCUAAGAAGACUUAUCACAUCUCUCCGGAGGCCUCCAGCUUCCUCACAGGCCGCGUGGUGACCGCUGUCAUCCCAACAAUAUACAUUGUGGUGUUUAUCAUCAGCGCUCCUCUAAAUCUGCUGGCGCUGGUCAUGUUUGUGCGCAAAGUGAGACCCAAAAAACCGGCGGCGAUUUAUAUGAUCAAUCUGGCUUGCGCCGACCUUCUGUUCGUCCUGUUGCUCCCGUUUAAGAUAGCCUACCAUUACAACGGAAAUAACUGGAUAUACGGGGCCGGCAUGUGUCGCUUCGUCACAGCCGCUUUCUACUGUAACAUGUACUGCUCUGUGCUGCUGAUAAUGUGCAUCAGUGUGGACCGUUUUAUGGCUGUCGUUUACCCAAUGGACUCGCUCACCUGGCGCAGUCCACAAACUGCAUCCGUCGUGUGCGCCGCCAUGUGGAUUCUGUCCAUCGGUGGUGUGAUGCCUUUGCUAAUUUCCAAUCAAACCGUUCACCUACCUGACCUGGGCAUCACCACCUGUCACGACGUCCUUGACAUCCACCACCUCCGCGAGUAUUACCUGUACUUCUUCCCCAUCAUCUCUUCUUUUUUCUUCAUCCCGCUCAUUUUUAGCACCGUCUGCUAUGUGCGCAUCAUCCAAGCCUUGUGUGCAGCCAAUGUGGAAAACCGCGCAAAAAAAACGCGGGCCGUCUUUAUGGCUGUAACGGUCUUUUCUGUUUUUGUCAUAUGCUUCGCACCCACAAACAUAAUCCUGUUGUCGCAUUAUGUGCAGUUCGCGCACAAACACAAUGACACGUCCUACGCCGCCUACUUGGUGUCCACAUGCAUAGGGAGCAUCAGCUGCUGUCUGGACCCCCUCAUGUACUACUUCGGGUCGUCUCAGUGCCAAAAACAGGUUCUCGCCUUUCUCAAGUGUCAGGGAGCGUCAGGCAUCGAGAGAAGUGCACAGUUCACCAGCACCACCAGGUCAAGCAAGCUAGAGACUUUUAAAAGCAGCGUGAGCAGCCAGUACAGGAAGCUGAUGGCAUGAGCAGUCUGCUUUUAAACGGGUUUUUAGAACUUUGCAGCUGGUCAGGGUGAGAGACCUUCUCAAGCCUGCUGUGCUGUAGCAGGUUUCCAAGGACUUUAAAUCAUUUAUUUUAUCAGGUCCAGCUCAUGACAUUUAGGAUGGUUGGAGAUGAUUACACUCCGUCAUAAUAUUUCCAAAAACAUCCAAAUGACUCUGGCACUUAAAUCGUAUCUAUGCUUUUAUAUCGUCUCUGCUAAUGUAUAGAUUCUUUCUUUAUUUUUGUAUUCAUUUGUUACCAUGUCGAAAAGCUAUAUUCUUGCCAAUAAAUGCAUAUUUACAUAUCAGCUA